CCGAGAACGAGUUUCUCUCGUCUGCAAAUCAUAGAGUUAGAAAAGAGAUUCCACCGCCAAAAAUAUCUGGCCUCUGCCGAACGAUCCGCCAUGGCUAAGGGUUUAAAAAUGACUGACGCCCAAGUUAAAACGUGGUUUCAGAACAGAAGAACAAAAUGGAGGAGACAGACGGCUGAAGAGAGAGAAGCCGAGAGGCAGGCUGCCAACAGAUUCAUGAUGAGUCUACACUCAGACUCGAACUCGAGAAACGCGUAUAACUCGCCGGACCCACUCUGUAUGAAUAACGCUUCCUUGAACGCUCUUCAGAACUUGCAGCCAUGGGCAGACGACGCAAGCCACCGGUCCAGCCUGCCUUCGCUGUCCUCGUCACCCUCGCCAAUUUUUUCUCUAGGCAACGCCAGUAGUAACACCAACGCUAAUGUUAGCGCUGAUGUCAAUAGCGGAUUUGGUCAUUUCCAAGGAAUCGGAGAUAACAAUAAUAAUAAUAACAACAAUGAUAAUAAUAAUAACAGUGUUAUUAGUAAUAAUUCAAGUAACAACAACGUUAAAAUAAACCAAUCUACUGCUACUGCAGCUACUGCUGCUGCUACGACUAACAACAACACUAAUACCGGCCUCAUUUCCAAUGCAAUUAAUGCCACUAACACCAAAAAUAACAACAACAACACACAUAGUAAUAAUAAUAACAACAACAACAAUUACAGCAACAACAAAAAUAUGCCUAACUUUCCAUUUGCUAGUUACGGCAACAACAUUUAUAACAACAACAACAUCAACAACAAUGACAUCAGCGAUGAUGACGACGACGAUGACGACGACGAAGAUGAUGGUGAUGGUAAUGAUGGUGCCGUUAAUAGCAUUUAG
This is a messenger RNA of Helobdella robusta, 864 nucleotides long. RefSeq lists its product as hypothetical. The coding region runs from base 91 to 864 and encodes 257 amino acids. Gene Ontology annotation, cellular component: nucleus. Gene Ontology annotation, biological process: regulation of transcription by RNA polymerase II; animal organ development. The record is from RefSeq and is a predicted model, not a curated record. Lineage: Eukaryota; Metazoa; Annelida; Clitellata; Rhynchobdellida; Glossiphoniidae. Gene Ontology annotation, molecular function: RNA polymerase II cis-regulatory region sequence-specific DNA binding; DNA-binding transcription factor activity, RNA polymerase II-specific. The transcript has 3 exons.